ACUGGCUCCGGCUCUAGCUGGCGGCUGCUUCUGAGGAGGCUGGUUCCUAUUUUAAAUCUAGUCAGCGAUCAAAAUGGCGGCUACGAGCUGAGCGUGAGGUGGGGAGAAAACACGCUGAGGCGAAAGCGCGCUCAGCUCCUUUACCCGCCUCAUCCACAUGAGUAAAGUUUUCAGUGGGCUAGCACAAGACACUUGUUCUGAGCUCAGGAAGACUUGUGGAUUGCAGCCAGAUUGUUUGAAUGGGAAAGAAUGAAACAGACGCAGCAGGAACAGCUUAAAAAACCCCACACCAGACUGGUACUCAUUGCUGAUGCAUGCUCAGAAUGAGUGGAUUAGGGGACAACUCCUUGGACAGCAUGACCAGUGAUUCAAGAAAGCGCAAGCCAUUGCCCUGUGACACCCCGGGACCAGGUUUGAUCUGCAGUGGAGAGAAACGCCGUCGUGAACAGGAAAGCAAGUAUAUUGAAGAACUAGCUGAGCUGAUAUCUGCUAAUCUGAGUGACAUUGACAAUUUCAAUGUCAAACCGGAUAAAUGUGCAAUUUUAAAGGAAACUGUUAGACAGAUCAGACAGAUAAAAGAACAAGGAAAAACAUCUUCUACUGAUGAUGAUGUUCAGAAGGCUGAUGUAUCUUCAACAGGUCAAGGUGUUAUUGAUAAGGAUUCGUUGGGACCUCUUCUUUUACAGGCAUUGGAUGGCUUCUUAUUUGUAGUAAAUCGAGAUGGGAACAUAGUAUUUGUUUCUGAAAAUGUUACUCAGUAUUUGCAAUAUAAACAAGAGGACCUAGUUAAUACAAGUGUUUACAAUAUUUUGCAUGAGGAGGACCGGAAGGAUUUUCUUAAAAAUUUACCAAAAUCCGCAGUAAAUGGAGUUUCUUGGACCAAUGAAACACCCCGACAGAAGAGCCAUACAUUUAAUUGUCGUAUGAUGGUAAAAACAGUACAUGAACUUCUGGAAGAUGUAGGUGGCCAGCAGGAUACGCAUCACAGAUAUGAACACUGUGUUAUAAUCAAUAAUUAUUUAAUUGCAGAUUUGCAGUCCUGUAUGAUAUGCGUAGCACGUCGUAUCUCAACUGUGGAAAGAGUAUUUUCACCAAACACAGAGAGUUUUGUUACUAGGCAUGAUCUUUCAGGUAAACUUGUUAACAUAGACACAAACUCAUUAAGAUCCAUGAGACCUGGAUUUGAAGACACAAUCCGUCGUUGUAUUCAAAGAUUUUUAUGUCAGAAUGAAGGACAGCCCUGGUCAAACAAACGUCACUAUCAAGAAGCUUAUAUACAGGGGCAUGCUGAAACGCCACUCUAUCGGUUUUCCUUAGCAGAUGGAACAGUAGUUACAGCACAAACGAAAAGUAAAUUAUUCCGAAACCCAGUUACCAAUGAUCAUCAUGGUUUUAUCUCCACUCACUUUCUUCAAAGAGACCAAAAUGGAUAUCGUCUAAAUCCUGGUACAGCGGGGCAGAAUAUCAGAGCAACUUCCAAUGGGACUGCAAAUUCAGGUGGCAAUGUUAUAAACAUGUUGCCUGGGCAAAACAUAGCUUUGCAGAACAGGAACUAUGGUAUGGGUGAUCCAAACUUAAUGAGUCAUAUGAGCGGUGCUAGAUAUGGUGGCCCUGGAAACAUGGGAUCAGUGAACUCUGGUCAAGGACUGCAGUCUUCUUAUCAAAGUACCUAUGGAUUAAAUAUAAGCAGCCCGCCUCAUGGCAGCCCAGGAUUAAAUUCCAGUCAACAGAAUUUAAUGAUAUCCCCCAGGAAUCGUGGGAGUCCAAAAGUGAAUUUACACCAGUUUUCUCCUGCAGCAGGUGUGCACUCGCCAAUGGGACCUGCCAAUAAUACUAGCAACAGCAGUUUUUCAAGCAGCUCACUGAGUGCUCUUCAGGCCAUUAGUGAUGGAGUUGGAACUUCACUUCUGUCUACGCUUUCUUCACCAGGUCCCAAACUGGACAGUUCUCCAAGUAUGAAUCUUUCUCAACAAAGUAAAGUGGGAAACCAGGACUCAAAAAGCCCUCCUGGCAUGUUUUGUGAACAAGUGGAAAGUUCUCAGUGUCAGUCAAACAGCAGGGAUUCUCUUACCAACAAGGAUAGCAAAGAGGAGAGCCUUGAGAAUUCUGAUCAGAGAGGACCAGCUGAAAGCAAAGGGCAUAAAAAGCUUCUUCAGUUACUAACUUGUUCUUCAGAUGAUAGAGGGCAUUCAACACUGUCAAAUUCUCCCUUAGAUUCUAGUUGCAAAGAGCCCUCUCCCAAUGCUACAAGCCCUUCAUCAGGUGUCUCCUCUUCUACAUCUGGUGGGGUGUCUUCAUCAAAUAUGCAAGAAAAGCAUAGGAUUUUGCAUAAAUUGCUACGGAAUGGUAAUUCUCCAGCAGAAGUAGCGAAAAUCACAGCUGAAGCAACUGGCAAAGAUACAUACCAGGACAGUAGUAAUGUUUCCUGUGGAGAAGGAGUUGUGAAACAGGAACAAAUGAGUCCUAAAAAGAAAGAGAACCAUGCUUUGCUUAGAUACUUGCUUGACAAAGGUGAUGGAAAAGACCUACUUUCAAAGGAUAUUAAACCUAAGGUAGAAAAUGUAGAUGAUAAGAUGGGACAGUGCUGUAAUUCUGCCAUUCCUACUUCAAGUCAAGAAAAGGAGAUGAAAAUAAAAGCAGAACCCACUGAAGAGAUGAGUAGAGAUCUGGUGGAUAAUUUAGAUGCAAUCUUAGGUGACCUAACUAGCUCAGAUUUUUGUGGAAAUCCUGUAUCUACAAAUGGAAGUAAUAUGGGGAAUAAGCAACCCUUAUGCCAAGGAAGUACACCACUGGGUAUGAGAAGUCCUCAAUCUGUGCAGACCACUCGUCCUCCUUUCAGCAGAGCCAUAUCUUUAGACAGCCCUAUAUCAAUGGGUUCAGGCACACCAGCAAAGAAUAUCAAUGCUUUGUCCAUAUUACAGAAGCAAAACAUGAUGGGUGGCAGUCCAAGAAUGAUUGAAAACCAGGAAAAUUUUGGUGCUAAUAUGGGGGGAUCCAACAGAAAUAUGCCUGUGGGUCAGCACUCAGCAGGUGAUUGGAGUGUACAAAGCCCAAAAAUGAGCAGGAUGGAACCUACACCUUCUGGUUCAAUGAUAAGGCCAGGAGUAGAUUGUACCUCUUCUCUUUCUCGAUCUUCAGUUGGUGGGUCCAUGCCUGGUUUGCCCAUGAGAUCAAAUAGCAUGCCUGGCACCAGAUCCAUGCUCCAACAGCAGAUGAUUCAUCCAAGACCAAAUGAGAUUAAUAUUAGUAUGGGAGGAAAUCCUUAUGGACAUCCAGGCCCAUCUAACCAGCCAAACACAUGGCCUGAUAAUGUGCUACCCAUGGAACAAGGUUCUCGAGGUUCACAAAACAGGCAGCUGCUUAGAAAUUCCCUGGAUGAACUCUUAUAUUCUGCUCCAAGUGUUGAUGGCCAAAGCGAUGAAAGGGCCCUUUUAGAUCAACUACACACAUUGUUGAGCAGUACAGAUGUCACUAGCCUUGAAGAAAUUGACAGAGCCUUGGGAAUUCCUGAUCUUGUAAAUCAAGGGCAAGCUUUGGAACCCAAACAAGAAUCCUUUCAUGGGCAAGAAUCUACGAUAAUGAUUGACCAGAAGCCUCCAAUAUAUGGUCAACCCUACCAGGGACAGGGAGCAGCAAUGCCAGGAGGUUUUAGUAGCAUGCAAGGCCAACAGGCAGCAUUUAACUCUGUGAUGAAUCAGAUGAAUCAGCAGAGCAAUUUUCCAAUGCAAAGUAUGCAUCCUCGAGCAAAUGUCAUGAGGCCAAGAACAAAUACGCCAAAGCAACUACGCAUGCAGCUCCAACAGAGGCUUCAGGGGCAGCAGUUUUUGAAUCAGACGCGUCAAACACUUGAUAUAAAAAUGGAGAAUGCUAAUCCUGCUAAUGCAUCAAUGAUGAGACCUAUUAUGCCUCCCCAGAUGGGAUCACAACAAGGCUUCCUUAAUGCUCAGAUGGUGGCUCAGCGAAACAGGGAGUUAAUAAGUCAUCAUAUUAGACAACAAAGGAUGGCAAUGAUGAUGCAACAGCAACAGCAGCAAUCUCAGGCCUUCAGUCCUCCCCCAAAUGUGACUGCUUCAGGAAGCAUAGAUGGUGCUGUUACAGGUCCUCCAAUGGCUCCACUACCACCUCAGCAAUUUUCUUACCCAUCAAAUUAUGGAAUGAGCCAGCAGCCAGAUCAAGCCUUUGGCAGGGUAUCGAGUCCCCCGAAUCCUAUGAUGGCUCAGAGAAUAGGUCCUUCUCAAAAUCCCAUGAUGCAGCAUCCUCAGGCUACACCAAUAUAUCCUUCUCCUGAGAUGAAGGGCUGGCCAUCAGGAAAUAUGGCCAGGAGCAGUUCUUUUCCACAGCAACAGUUCAACCAUCCAGGAAACCCUGCAGCUUACAAUAUGUUGCACAUGAACAGCAAUGGUGGUCAUAUGGGGCAAAUGAACAUUAAUACAAUACCUAUGACAGGAAUGCCCAUGGGUCCAGACCAGAAAUAAUGCUGACAUCUGCAGCCGUAAUAUGCAAAUAUGAUAUAUGAUGAUUAAGUAUUACAGAAGAGUGCACGUGAACGUCAUGACAACAAGUACUGGCCUUGUGGAAAUGCCACUUCUUUUCAAUGGAGAUGUCCUAAGUGACUUCUUAAGUUAUGGACUUUUGGGUGGGGGCAGUGGAGGAUUACAAGUGAAAUAUCACUCCAUAAUAUGAGAAAGAAAAUCACGUAUUAUUUUGGCUUUCUGCCUCUAGUGACAUGAAUUUGGCAACUGUAUUUGAGCAAAUGUGAUGGGUGGGCUCUGUGUAUCAGUUCUGUUUACUGUAGCUUUCCAAAGCCCUUAACUACAGGCAGACCAAAGUGCCUGGAGAAACCUUGGUAUAAUAGUCUUGAGUUCUAUAGUAAGAGUCUCUGACACAGUGUAAUUCCUGGCCUUGAUUUAAAAGACAAAAGAAAACUGAACAAUCAUGCUUCUUUUCAUCUUGUUUCCUGGUGUUGGCAAGUCUUGGUGUACAAGUGACAGCCACACUGUCCAAAUCAUGCUCUUUGAUACCAAAGGGUUAUGGAGAGAAUAACGUGUAUAAUCAUGAUAAAUAUUUCAAUAUUGAUGUGCAGCUUUGCGCACUUUAUAAAAUGCUGUACACAACGGGUCAAUGCAAUACUUUUAAUAAGGAAUGGGUCGGUAUAAAAAUAGGCAAGUCCAUGUCCCCUUCCAAGACAAGCUAAAUUACUGUUAUAUAUGUUUCUGCUAUGAAAAGUUUUGAGCAAUAAUCGUAUUUUUUGCUAUUCAUCUUAAUAAAACUCAAGGCAAGGGAUUGCAGUUUGAAGAGUUCUCUUUGUGAAUAAUGUUUUGUAAAUAUGAUGUUAAAAUGCUGUAUUAUAUAUAUAUAUAUAUGACUUUUGUAGGCCACUAACUCAUUUUUGCAGAGUUUGUGAAGCUAAAUAUUUAACAAAGAGAAAUUCUGUAAACUCAAGUCAAAAUUGUUCUAAUAGAUUUUUUUAUUUAAAUGUUUUUGGAAUUGGGUAACUGUGGCCCUUAUCUCCCCGCCCCAUGGUUUCCAGCAGUUUAUUUAGAUCUUGUAUGCAAUGGCUUUUAAAAAGAUCAUUUCUGUGUAUCUUAGUGGUCUUUUAAUAUUUUCUCUACACCUUAUGUGUGCACUUUGUUACUUUUUCUUACAUAACACAAUUUAAUGACAAAAAUUGCUCUUUUGUCAUACCAGUUUGUGAAUUUUUAAAAUAUAACCUGUCUUUUCAGUGGAAGGGCCUCUGCUCUAGGAUAUUUGAUGAACUUUUAAUGAAGCCUCAAUGUUGUUCUGAACUUGUUUUCGUGUGUGUUAAAUGUCUUCUAUUGCCAGGAGGCACAUCUAAUGCUACAUAAAUAUCUAAAAUUCUUUGUGGCAAUUAAUAAUGUGUAUUGCAUUUAAUUGCUGUACUGGUAAAAUAUAUAUUUAUUUUCUAAGUA
Molecule: messenger RNA, 5930 nt
Organism: Pogona vitticeps (central bearded dragon)
Lineage: Eukaryota; Metazoa; Chordata; Lepidosauria; Squamata; Agamidae
Source: RefSeq, a predicted model, not a curated record